AUGGGGACUGCGAAAACAGGGAAGACCCGCUCCCGUCGCGCCGUGAAGAAGGCAAACCGUCGUAACAAGACGGCGAGUCGCAGCGGUUCACCCGCUAAGAGUGCGGCUGCCGCCGAAGCCUCCAGCCCCUCUCAACGUUCUCCUCUUCGUCGUAGUCCUCGUCGCCAUCUUAAUAACAGUGACCCAGUCCUCGUGGGUUACACGAGAGAAUUGCAAGAGUCAUCAGAGGACGGCUUUGCACUCCCCCUCACUGAAGGCUCUUGGACUGUCGCACGCACGCCCCAAGAUAGCCGGAACCCCACUCCAGCCUUGACUGAGGAUCGGGACGAUGACACCGGAGUCGCGGACGACGAUGUCAUUCCCGGAACUCCCACUGUGGAGCUGAUUCUGGAUGCUGAGGCCGGCACGACGACCGGGGACCAAGCCGUGACGGUUGCUGCUGCGCCAAUCAAGGGAUUCCACCUUUCGAGCGACGGCGGCGUCCAGACUGUCAUGGAGCGCUACGUCGAUUUAUUACCGCUGCUGGGCCCUCCGACUGCCGACAUUGGAGUGCAAUUCUUCAUCGGUUCGCCACGGCGACGGGUCGAUGACAUAAGCACCUGGAAACGUGAGGAAUUCCAAAGAUUGUCGGAGGGUCAUUGCUUGAAGCACUGGACGGUGCAUGGGAACCAUACGACCAACCUGGCAUCCGCUAACCCCCUUGGCGCUUUCUACGAGUUCGACGAGCAGCGAAAACGGUACGCCAACGUCGAGGCCGCAGUGCGUCGUGUCGCCACUCAAAUCAAGCGUCUGCUGAAGGCCGUGCCCACGGUGAAGUUGGCUCUCGAAAACAUGGUGCACAACAACACUGGUUGCGGACGUGACACCCACCACUGGAGCCUGCAGGAGCUCAAGCGUGUCAUCGAUCUGGUCGGGGACAGCCGCGCAAUGCUGUGUAUCGACAUCUGUCACGCGUACAUCACCGACUAUGACUUCAACAUGUUGGACGGUGUGAAGGCAAUGAACGACUUCAUCGACGACGUGGGGACCGAGCGCAUCGCCUGCAUCCACGUGUCCAACAGCUCCACGCGACACGGAGGUACCUGCGAGGGCCACACCCAUAUCUGUAACGGUCAGAUCUCGAUCCCUGCUUUCCGCGCCGUCCUUCGCAACCCUCGUAUCCUCGGAAAGGUGCCAUACUAUCUGGAGACGCCUUACCAUCGAGCAGGGCUACGUCCAAGGACCGACAACACCAAAUAUCUGAAGGAGUUGAGGCUGAAGGUUUUGGAAUGGGAUUUACUGGAGUACCUCAUGAUUGCUUCGGACGCUGAGUGGGAACCGACUAGUUGGGAGACGCGGUUUCAACGAUUCAAGGGGGGUGCGCGCAAACUCGAGAAGAAUAUCGCCUACAGAGCGACCAAAGCCGAAACUCAGGGCGAGGUACGGCACGCCAACCACCUCCUUAAGUCGCGCCGGGCUCUCAACGCGAGAGCCGUUAGAGUAGAGAAGGAAGAGUGGCUGAAGACUGUCAAGGAGACGUGCCUCACUCCCGCAAAUGGCGCUGUGGUCGAAGACGAGCACCAGCGUUAUACGCGAGAAAUCGCGCAAGCGCUCGUCAAACCAGUCAAGAAGGAGACUCCACCGGCCUCGACGGAGGUGCAGGUGUCCGAGCCGCAGACAGCGGGGAAGACCGUGAGGACGAUGAAGCAACGUUCGACGAGUGCCUCGCUCAUGCUUGCUGCUGCCGCGGGGCGCAUUGUGGACACCAGGCCGCGACGCGCAGCGGCUGCACAGUCCGCCGGCACAUUCGCCAACGGCGGUGAGAGCAGUGUCUGGGCUAGUUUCGACGACUAUGAACUCCCCCAAGAUGUCGACCCUCCAGAGCACGAAGAACACCCGCUUUACGUCCCGAACGCCUAUGUGAAGAGAACCCUCAAGCGUACAAUAAGUGUCGAUGAGUCGACGACGGCCUGGCGGGCGGAAGCGCGUCAAGGAUCCGCGGGUGUGCCCAGUGCCCCGCCGCCGCAGCGGAGGAGACGGAGAAGUGACCCGCUGUAG
Messenger RNA from Trichosporon asahii var. asahii CBS 2479, 2037 nucleotides. RefSeq names its product endonuclease IV. The transcript is spliced from 4 exons. NCBI's taxonomy places the organism in Eukaryota, Fungi, Basidiomycota, Tremellomycetes, Trichosporonales, Trichosporonaceae. Gene Ontology annotation, cellular component: nucleus; mitochondrion. Gene Ontology annotation, molecular function: DNA-(apurinic or apyrimidinic site) endonuclease activity; DNA binding; zinc ion binding. The record is from RefSeq and is a predicted model, not a curated record. The coding region runs from base 1 to 2037 and encodes 678 amino acids. Gene Ontology annotation, biological process: base-excision repair.